AUGGGCCGAGGCCCCGCCUUCCGCUUCCUCUUCUGGAUGCCCCGCCGCCAUCGCUCCGGCCCCCCCCGCGGCCCACACGUGACCAGGGAGAACCCCGCGCUGCUUCCGCCCACCAAUCACAGCGCGCGAUCGCUCCUGGAUUUCGGCGUCCGGGCGCUGUUUAUUCCCAGUUCCCUCCCAGUGCUCCCAGUAAGAGCGGUCCUAGCACGGAAAGCGCUCCCAAUUCCUUCCGGGUUCUCUCAGGAUCGCUUCGAGUGCUCCCAGUAUUGGUUCCAGCACUGUGCAGGGCACGGCCACUUUGGAACCCCCCAGGGCAGAGCACGGCUGCUUUUCAGUGUCGGCACCGACCUGGGCCGGGCUGGGAGCGGAGGAGGGGGAGGAAGGAAAGAGGAGCGGGAAGAACAAGAAGGGGAAAGUCAGGAACAUGAGGAAGAAGAGCUGCAAGAGAAAGAGCAGCAGCAGAACCACUCGGCUCCCCCGCCCGCCCGCUCAGGCUGCAGUUCCCCCAACUCUGGCAGCAUCGCCCUGCCCCCCCGGAACCCACAGGAUUUCCCAUUCCCAAAUCAUGGUCAGAUGGAGGAGGAGGCCGUGAGGAAGAUGGCCCAGAAGCCCUAUGCAGACAAGGAGCUGAGGAUGGAGACCAGGGAGGACAAAUCCCCACAGCUGAACCUUACGGAAAAGGCACUUUAAACCAGCUCCAUGGUGCAGGAAUCCAAGGAGGAGGAAAAGCCCCAGAGAUCCCUCAUGAGGGGUUACAAAUGCAGAUCACGGUGAUCCAAAGCAGAAAGACCCACUCCGGGCCAGGGAGGUGGCCAGAGAUGCUGCUGGAGCUUAGAGCUGAGAGUCCAUGAGCAGCUUCAUGAUGGGGAGAAGCCCCACAAGUGCUCAGAAUGUGGGAAGAGCUUCAGCAAGUGAUCCUACCUGAUCCAACACUGGAGAAUCCACAUGAGGGAACAGCCCUAUGAGUGUGGGGAGUGUGGGAAGGGCUUCAAGACAAGCUCUGACCUGACUGCCCACCAGAUGAGCCACACAAAGCAGAAGCGUGCCGAUUGUGAGGAAUGCAGGAAGACAUUUAAGACUAGCUCCAGUCUCCUCAGGCAUCAGCAGAUUCAGAGGAGAGGCCCUUCCACUGACCCAACAAUGGGAAUGGCUUCAACCAAAACUCCACUGUCGUCACCCACCAGCGCAUAUAUACUAGGACGAGGCCCUACGAGUGUCCCAAAUGUGUGAAGUCCUGUUCCAGAAGCUCUCACUUUACCCUACACCAAUGAAGGCACCACUAAGGGAAGCCCUGCAAAUCAAGUGCAGGAAGAGCUUCAUGUGCUGCUCCAGCUCCAUCCCCCGUGGCAGGAUCUGUGCUGGAUGUUCCUGUGGCCCCCAGUGGGCAGAGCAUUGCUGGUCCAUGGUGCCCGUGAUCUAUGUUAGAAAUACACCUGGCUGGGUGGCUCCACAUCCUCCUGGCUCCCCAUGGGCACCUGGACAUAUCCACAGAUCAACAUCAGAAAUCCAUUGUGAAGAGCACGUUUGUCGACUUCUGACCCGAGAAAAAUCUCACUCUUUGCAUCUUCUGGUGGUAUCAAGCAACACUGAAUGGCCUUGGAGGUCUUCUCCAAUAGAAAUCCAUCAUUUUAAUCCUUUCUGGCUCAUGGGCAUCUUCCACAGCCAAAUGGGAACAUAUUGGGGCAAGCCCCACAAUUUUGGAG
Molecule: messenger RNA, 1703 nt
Organism: Cinclus cinclus
Lineage: Eukaryota; Metazoa; Chordata; Aves; Passeriformes; Cinclidae
Exons: 5
Coding region: 1-690 (229 amino acids)
Source: RefSeq, a predicted model, not a curated record